Aphidius gifuensis is the source of this 3028-nucleotide messenger RNA. It is a transcript of the gene iPLA2-VIA, whose product is annotated as 85/88 kDa calcium-independent phospholipase A2. Bases 308 to 2695 code for a protein of 795 amino acids. The transcript has 3 exons. Gene Ontology annotation, molecular function: protein binding. The record is from RefSeq and is a predicted model, not a curated record. NCBI's taxonomy places the organism in Eukaryota, Metazoa, Arthropoda, Insecta, Hymenoptera, Braconidae. Gene Ontology annotation, biological process: positive regulation of ceramide biosynthetic process; lipid metabolic process. Gene Ontology annotation, cellular component: mitochondrion.
AUGCGUGCGCAAUAUAACAACAAAAACAAUUGACAAACGUUAAAAUAUUUACUCCAAAAUUACACUUUGUUAUCUUGACAUUCAUAAUCAUUGAAAAUUUGUUGCAUAAAAAUAAUUGAAUUUUAUGUUUAAUGAUCAUUGAAGCAAGGUACAAAAUUAAAACCAAUAAAUCAACAAAAUUGGAGUAAAUAUUUUUUUUCUUUGGAUGUUGAUCUUUGGAUUUUUACUCCAACUUGAAAAAAAAUAAAUUGCGUUAUUUUCGUAUUUUUGGAGCAAAAAAAAAAAAAAAAAUAGUAAUCAAUAAAAAAUGGCAUUUUUGGGUGACAUAGCAAACAAUUAUUUGCGUAAUAUGGUAUUUGGUGAUACUCCACCAACAGCAGUGCUAGAUGUAAAAACAGAUAAAUAUGGUAAUCGUCAUAUAAAUUAUCGUGAAGAUGGUAUUAUGUUGUACAGUCCAGGUACUAAAAAUGAAAAAUAUGAAAUAAUAUUACAUCGUCCAUAUGAUGAAACACUUAAUCAAGCAUACAGUUUAUUUCGUGCUGAUAAUUUAGAAGUUGCUGAAAUGAGAUUUACUGUUUAUAAAGAUAAAAUACCAAUUCUUGUACAAUCAUGUAAAGAAUUAUGUACAGUUGGUAAAAUACAAAGAUUAUGUGAUACAUUAUCACAAUAUCCAAGUUGGAGUGUUGCACAUAUUGCUGUAUAUUUAUCACUUUAUGAUGCAUUUCAAAAUCCAAUAAUUAAAAAUCAUAUAAAUGAUAGUGAUCCAACAAAUGGUAUAUCACCACUUCAAGUUGCAAUACAAACGAAUAAUUUACAAAUGGUUAAACAAUUAAUAAAUGAUAAUUGUCAUCGUGAACAUUGUGAUUAUAAUGGUAAUACAAUAUAUCAUUAUGCAGCAUCAUCAACAAAAGAAAUAGUAUUUGCUCUGGGUUCUGAUUUAUCAAAUAUAUUAAAUAGUCGUAAUAAUACUGGACAAACACCAUUACAUGUUGCAUGUCAAAAUGAUAAACCAGAUUGUGUUAGAUCAUUAUUAAUAAUUGGUGCUGAUGUUAAUAUAUCAGCAAGUGAAAAUAAAAAUACAUCACCAAGUUAUGUUGGUGAUUAUUUAAAAGAAAAUAAACAACAUUCACUUAAUGCUGAAGAUAUGAAAUUUGGUGGUACACCAUUACAUUGGUCAUCAAGUCGUGAAGUUAUAACAGCAUUAAUUGAAAGAAAUUGUGAUAUUAAUGCAUUAAAUUUUGAUGGUAGAACAGCAUUACAUAUUAUGGUAUUACGUAAAAGACUUGAAUGUGUUGUUGCAUUAUUAAGUCAUAUGGCAACAAUUAAUAUUUCUGAUAAUGAAGGUAAUACACCAUUACAUUUGGCUGUUAUGAAAGGUGGUACAUUACCAAUUGUACAAAUACUCAUUGGUUUUGGUGCUGAUAUUAAUGCUAAAAAUAAUCAUAAUCAAACACCAAGACAUAUUAUUGAUUUAAAAAGUAAUGAUGGUGAGAAAAUAUUAUAUGCAUUACAUGCUGUUGGUGCAAAUAGAUGUGAUGAUAAUAAAAAUAUAAAUGAUUGUCAUUUAGGAUGUAAAUAUAAUGAAACAUUUAAUGGUAUAGCACCAGAAGAACCACCAACAUCAAUACCAAGAACAAUACUUGAUCAAAUGUUAUAUGUAUCAUCAAUGGAAAAAUUGUCAUCUGAAAAAAAUUAUAAAUUAAAAGGUGGUAGAUUAUUAUGUCUUGAUGGUGGUGGUAUACGUGGUUUAGUACUUGUACAAACACUUAUUGAAAUUGAAUUAUUAUUAAAUAAACCAAUAAUAAAUAUAUUUGAUUGGAUUGCUGGUACAUCAACUGGUGGUAUAUUAGCACUUGGUAUAUCAGCUGGUAAAACAUUACGUGAAUGUCAAGCAUUAUAUUUUCGUAUUAAAGAUGAAGCAUUUGUUGGAUCAAGACCAUACGGUAGUGAAAAUUUAGAAAAUGUAUUAAAAGAGUGUUUAGGUGCAACAAGUGUUAUGGCUGAUAUUGAAAAACCAAAAUUAAUGAUAACUGGUGUACUUGCUGAUCGUAAACCAGUUGAUUUACAUUUAUUUCGUAAUUAUACAUCACCAAGUAUACUUAUGAAUGUACCAUUAUGUACUAAAUUUAAACCAACAUUAUUACCACAAGAACAAUUAUUAUGGAAAGUUGCUAGAGCAACUGGUGCAGCACCAUCAUAUUUUCGUGCAUUUGGAAGAUUUUUAGAUGGUGGUCUUAUUGCUAAUAAUCCAACACUUGAUGCAAUAACUGAAAUUCAUGAAUAUAAUUUAGCAUUAAAAGCAUGUGAUAGAAAUAAUGAAAUUACACCAUUAUCAAUGGUUGUAUCAAUUGGUACUGGUGCUAUACCAGUAAUACCAUUAAAAGAUAUUGAUGUAUUUCGUCCAGAAAGUCUUUGGGAUACAGUUAAACUUGGUAAAGGUUUAUCAGCACUUAGUACAUUACUUGUUGAUCAAGCAACAGCAAGUGAUGGACGUGUUGUUGAUCGUGCUAGAACAUGGUGUUCAAUGAUUGGUAUACCAUAUUAUCGUUUUAAUCCACAAUUGUCUAGUGAAAUUGCCAUGGAUGAAAAAAAAGAUGAUGUUCUGGCUGAAAUGAUAUGGACAGUUAAAGCAUUUAUGCAUGCUAAUAAAAAUCAAGUUAAUGAACUCAUUGCCAUUAUUGAUAGAGAUCCAUAAAAAUAAUAAUAAUCAUAGAUUUUUUUUUUUUAUCAAAUAAUCAUUAUUAUUUUGUCAUUGUGAUAUUAUUUUAUUAUUUUAUUUUAUUAUCUUUUGGUGAGUUUAAAUCUCAAGUACAAUACCAUAAUAAUAACAUUACAAUCAAUUUUUUUUCUUUGAUCUUUUUCAUCCAAAUAAAACAUUAUAGAUACAAUAUUAAAUUUUUAAGUAGUUAAUUUUUUUUAUUUAUUUUUAUCUUUAAUGAUAUAUCAACUAUACAAAAAAAAAAUGUUUAUUAAUUAAUUGUACAUAUGAAUAAUUAAAUAAAAUGAUAUUAUUAUUGUCAAUAUAAUA